GAUUUCCCACGCGUUCUUUAUUUAAGUAGUACCGUCCUCAAUAUGGAGGAGCCUUUGACCCCGAACUACCCGCGAACUGGAUACUCAGCGCUCAGUACUCAGCUUCCACAUUUUCCUCCCUUUCUUGCUUCAUGUUUCAUAAAGGGAAAAAUAUGGAGCACAUUCUAUCGAUCAGCCGAACUGCUCACAACUUCAUACACCGGAUCAAUGCCCUCGUUCCUCGCUCGACUUCUUGGUUCCGACCCCAAAACAGCGAAAAAAGGCUGGAGGUGGAUGUCCGUCUCUCAGUACCCUACCCGCGACCCAUCUCGGCGGCCCUUGUUUCCGUGGGGGUUCGACCCUCACUGGCUGAGCAGGCAUCCCGGGCCUAUCUUGCUACUGCGUUGCAACUGAAGCGCGCAUAUGAGGAACGAAUCAGGGCAGUAUCUCGCGUUUGGCUGCAAACAAAUUUCUAC
Molecule: messenger RNA, 455 nt
Organism: Somion occarium
Lineage: Eukaryota; Fungi; Basidiomycota; Agaricomycetes; Polyporales; Cerrenaceae
Source: the annotation of a GenBank genome assembly